Molecule: messenger RNA, 411 nt
Organism: Brassicogethes aeneus
Lineage: Eukaryota; Metazoa; Arthropoda; Insecta; Coleoptera; Nitidulidae
Source: the annotation of a GenBank genome assembly
AUGAAUCGUUCAGGAAGGACAACUAAAAAACAAUUUGAAGAACUAUUACAUUUUGUCCAGGAAAACAAACACAUUCUUAAUUUUAAAUUGAAGCCCACUGAAGUCGUUACGGUAAAUUCCUUGUGGAAUGACUUUGCCACAAGAAUAAAUAAAAAAAAUAUUGGCCCGGCAAAGACGUCGAGCCAAUGGAAGCAAGUUUUCACUGAAUGGAAGGCAAAUGUGCGGCGCAAGGCUAGGGUGGUGGAGCAAAGUAGAAUCCAAACUGGAGGAGGGCCAGCAAACUCAACAGGAUUGAAUCCCAUUGAGGAGCAAUUGCUGGCCCUCACUUCCAAAAUAUAUUUUGGGGAUUCGGAGAUUGAAGAGGCUGGUGUCUCAGCCUCCGCCCCAGCCGCAGCAUCACCUCCAGGUUAG